Molecule: messenger RNA, 1444 nt
Organism: Sorghum bicolor (sorghum)
Lineage: Eukaryota; Viridiplantae; Streptophyta; Magnoliopsida; Poales; Poaceae
Exons: 4
Coding region: 107-1204 (365 amino acids)
Source: RefSeq, a predicted model, not a curated record
CCUGUCGUUGCCUCAGUAUCUUCAGUCGGCAGCUUAACGUCCUCUCCUCCGUUGGAAGAGAACUCUGAUCGUCUCAUGUGUGCAGCAGGCAGACCGACGAGUGGAAAUGGUCGCUCUCUCCAAGCUAGCCUUGGUGUCUGCAGUGGCGCUGCUGGUCUGCUGGGCGUACCAGGCCACCCAGCCGCCGGCCCCGGCGAUCCUGGGCGCCCCAGGAGGGCCGCCGAUCAUCUCGCCUAGAAUCCGGCUCAAAGACGGCCGGCACCUGGCCUACAGGGAGGAAGGAGUGCGCAGGGAAACCGCCAGGUUCAGGGUCAUCUUCUUCCAUGGCUUCUCCUCCACCAAGGAGAGCGGCUUCCCCGUGUCCCAGGAGCUUGUGGAGGAGCUCGGCAUAUACAUGCUCUUCUUCGACAGAGCCGGGUACGGCGACAGCGACGCCAACCCGAAGCGCAGCCUCAAGAGCGACGCCACGGACGUCGAGGAGCUCGCCGACGCGCUGCAGCUCGGGGACAAGUUCUACGUGGUAGGGUGCUCCAUGGGCGGCUACCCAGCGUGGAGCUGCCUCAACUACAUUCCGCACAGGCUGGCCGGAGUGGCUCUGGCGGCGCCGGCGGUGAACUACUGGUGGCCGCUGCUGCCUGCCAACGUGUCGAGGACCGCGUACGCGAAGCUCGACGUCCGGGACCGUAGGACCUUCUGGAUCGCGCACCACGCGCCGUCGCUGCUCCACGCCUGGCUCGCGCAGAAGUGGUUCCGGGUGUCGCCCAUCGUCAGGGGCGAGCGCGACGCGUUCACCGGCAUGGACUGGGAGAUCCUCACCGAGCUCUGGAGGAAGCAGCGCGAGAGCGGCCAGGUGGAUCCGGCCAAAGCAACGCAGCAGGGGAUUUACGAGUCACUGUGCCGCGACGCGACGAUCCUGUUCAGCACAUGGGAGUUCGAUCCCACGGAGAUCAAGAACCCGUUCCCCGGCGGGGAGGGCGUCGUCAGCAUCUGGCAGGGGUACGAGGACAAGAUCGUCCAGGUGGAGAUCCAGCGGUACGUGGCGCAGAAGCUGCCGUGGGUGCGGUACCACGAGCACCCCGAGGCCGGGCACGCGCUCCCGGACAUGGACGGGGUCGGGGACAAGAUCAUCAGGGAGCUCUUGCUCGGUGACGACGAGGCGCCGCGAGGCUUGCAGUUGCAGAACGACCUGCACCAGGAUGGCUGAGCUGAACGUUGGGAGAGGUUUGGUGAAGAAAUUAAACGAGUAGACAUUCGCAUAUAACUGGAGAAUAAACGGUGUUGGCCCAAAUCAGUGCGAUGGUCGCUUGACGAGAGUUUAAGAUGUUAGGCGUGCCGUUACGGUGAUUCAGAUUAGGCUGUGGCAGACAUAUAGAUUCAGAUUCAGAAUGUGAUUUGAACAAUGGCAUAUUAUUCAUCAGAGAAAGCUGUCAAAGUUUGGUGUGGC